This is a messenger RNA of Acipenser ruthenus (sterlet), 510 nucleotides long. Its product is annotated as nanos homolog 2-like. The transcript has a single exon. Gene Ontology annotation, molecular function: zinc ion binding; mRNA binding. Gene Ontology annotation, biological process: negative regulation of translation; oogenesis. Bases 1 to 456 code for a protein of 151 amino acids. The record is from RefSeq and is a predicted model, not a curated record. Gene Ontology annotation, cellular component: perinuclear region of cytoplasm. Lineage: Eukaryota; Metazoa; Chordata; Actinopteri; Acipenseriformes; Acipenseridae.
AUGGAUCGAAGCAUCAGGUACUUUGAUAUGUGGAAAGAUUAUCUCAACCUGGGGGCUGUGGUGCAGGACUUGCAGCAGAACAGCGGAGGUACCCUGGGUGUGGGUAGCGCCGUGGCCCCUGGUUCCACCACGUCCAUCUCCACCUCCCAGAGUGGCUGCAAGAGUGAGAGGGAAAGCAGGACGGAGAGCCCCAGCCCAGCCGGCAGCCCCUCUGAGAGGUGCUGUCGCUUCUGCAAGCAGAACGGCGAGACUGUGCAGGUGUACACUUCUCACUGCCUCAGGACGGACGAUGGGAAGGUCUGCUGCCCUGUCCUGAGGAACUAUGUCUGCCCGCUCUGCAAGGCCACUGGAGACCGUGCCCACACACGCCGCUACUGCCCUCGACAACAGGGGCAGCACCAGGGACAGACCCGUGCCAAAGGGACACACUGCAACCGACCCAGACUAAAACGCUGAGCCCAGCGAGGGGGAAACGCAGAGACUCAUCUCUGUAUGCAAAACUUUUCUGUU